AUGACAGAGACCGCACCACUUUCAAAUCUAGAGAACACGGGACCGGAGAUUCACAAAGAUUUUCACCCCCAUGUUCAUGUUUUUGAGAAAGUUCCAGAACCUUCACCAGUAGUAUCCACACCAGUAAAUUCAGAAGAUAAAAGUCCACCUUCGCACGAACUCUCCGAUCAGCCUAAUGCUGAACAAGAAGCGAAAGACAGCAGUUCACCCCCCACUAACCCCUCACACUCUCCUAACUCUGAAAUUGAAGAAGUUUAUGAAGUUGUGGAAACUUAUCAAGCCUCCGAAACUACAUUUGAAAGAAUAGAAGAUGAGGAAACGAAUGAAGAUUGCCCUUGUCAAAAAUUUCAUGUAGCACCAGGUUCGGCAACUUGCACUAAUUGCGAUAGGUUGGUUCCUCCUUUGGCAGAAUUAUAUAGACAACGUUUACAGCAUAUUGAGGAUUUGGAGGUCGCCAAUACCAAAAUCAAGGAAGAACAUGAAAAAUCCGAACAACAGAAAAACGAACUUGAAUCCUUAAAAAAGAAAAUAAUCGAAUUUGAAGAUAAAAUAGACUCAAGAACCGAUGAAUUAAAUGAGCUGCAGCAACUAUUAAAGGCAAAAACCGAUGAAUUAAAUGCAAGAACCAGCGAAAUAAAUGAUUUGAAGAAAGCAAUGACGGUACUGAAUGAGAAAUAUGUUGAUGAAAUCGACAAAGUCGCUGAAUUACAACACUCUAAAGAUAUGGUCGAAGGAGAGUUGGAAGAAUUAAGUCGUUCACUUUUUGAACAAGCGAACGGGAUGGUGGCCAAAGAAGCCAAACAGCGGCAUGAAUUAGAGGUUCAAAGAAAAUCAUUAGAAAAUCAACUUCAAGAAACCAAAGAAAGAUUAUUGGCUGAAAGUUCUCAAUUACAAGAAUUACGAGAACGAAUGCAACAAAUGGUACAACAACAACCAGAACCCGAUAGUAGGCGCUCUAGUAAUCAUAGUGAUCCUACAUUCAGAGCCUGCAGUGAUUUCGUUGAACUUUACCGUCUUUGGGAGAAAUCUCCCGAUGCAGCGGCAAUAUUACCACGGCCAACCGGAGAAGAUGGGAUUGGUAUAGAUGAAGAAUUGCUUUCCGAAUUUAGGGACUUUGUUAAUCAGAGCUCAUCUAUUCCAAUUAAAAAAAUCCAUAACUUACAAUUUAUGAAACAUUGUCUCGAGGAAGAUGUGGAACCUUGCAUGCGAUUUGGUAACAAUCCAAGAGUUCAAGCUCGUAAAAUUGUCGAUGCUAUCGCCGCCAAUACGUGCUGCAUUGAGGAGGCACCUUUUGGGGCUGAUAAAGAAUUAGAGUUAAAUCCUACUUCACCGAUCCGUAAUUCGGCGGCUAAACCAAUAUUUUGGGGAUUUCCUGCAAAUACCAAUGCAACACCACGUGCUGGCUGUCAAUGCUGUGGUCGACCUGGCUCACUACCAUUCCAAUUUCGUAUUACCACACUUGAUGAUUGGUCAUUAAUUGACCGAUAUUGUCGCGAUAGACUAGUUGCAGUAUGCGAGUUUUACGUCUUUAUCCGUAAUAUUCAUCAAGGCUUCUAUGGUAAUCGAAAAAUUGAAGAUUUAUACGCAGAAUGCUUGCGCCUGAGAUUGCAAAUGUUUUAUGCAAGGCUUGGAGCUUUACCUUCCAUUCUCAAUACUCUUGGAAUUAAAGGAACUGAGUUGGCAUCGGCACGAAAACCAUCAUUGCCAAUGUAUGAAUUUAGUGAAAAACAAAUUAAUCGAAUUGACGAUGGUGUAUACGAAGAAUCAAAUUAUCCAAAUCUAUCAAAUGGAAAUACACCAUCUACACCAUCAACACCCUCUUCACCUACUGAACCUGCAAUAUCUGUGUCUCAUCCUAGCGCACCAACACCUGUUGCUGGUAUUACAGGAUAG
Molecule: messenger RNA, 1893 nt
Organism: Ambispora leptoticha
Lineage: Eukaryota; Fungi; Glomeromycota; Glomeromycetes; Archaeosporales; Ambisporaceae
Source: the annotation of a GenBank genome assembly